This is a messenger RNA of Homarus americanus (American lobster), 5177 nucleotides long. RefSeq names its product probable G-protein coupled receptor Mth-like 1. Gene Ontology annotation, molecular function: G protein-coupled receptor activity. NCBI's taxonomy places the organism in Eukaryota, Metazoa, Arthropoda, Malacostraca, Decapoda, Nephropidae. Gene Ontology annotation, cellular component: membrane. Gene Ontology annotation, biological process: cell surface receptor signaling pathway; G protein-coupled receptor signaling pathway. The transcript has 8 exons. The record is from RefSeq and is a predicted model, not a curated record. Bases 297 to 2975 code for a protein of 892 amino acids.
GGCAGCGUUGUAGUCCCUAGCUGACGUCCGUGGUUAGGUGAAGUGUCUCGUCCGCUGGAUUAUUUACCUGCUUGGAUUUUCCUGGUUGUGAAAAUUAAUUUUACCAAUAUUUAUGUAUUUACGCCCUCUACUCCUCAAAAUGUGACUGAAAACAAAUUGGUGUCAAACAAAUCGCUUCCCUUGAUUGUGCGGUUUAACAGUUUAAAUGUGACUUAGAUAAAUUCUUGGUCGUUCAGGAAAUACCAGUGAUUCUGGACGUUUAGUAAGCAUACCCGUCGAGUUUACAAAGCUGAAAGAUGUGUAUAAGAGUGGCAGUGUUGGGGGUGAUGGUGGUGAUGAGCACAGCGAUGCCCAGGGCUUCCACACUCCCUCCACUCGCCAAUACAACCUCACAAUACCAUCCGCCUUCCUCCCUCACCAGUAAUGAAAGUUUGACAGAGGCACCAACAAGCACAGGUGUUGUUAGUGACCCUAAACAUGACACACCCGACACCUGGAAGGAGGUGGGCACAGUUACACCUCUGGGGGAUGUCGACAUGGAUAUUUCUGAUGAGGUGCACACAACUCCGCCUUUGAUGACCGCGACGUCCUCGGCAGGGCCAGGAGCCAGUGAAGGAACCAGCAAGACAGUACCGACUCGCAUGGACCAACUGGUCAGGUGUCAGUGUGGCCCAGAGCAGGUGCUGACUGCAGACGGGUGCCGGUCCUCUACUGGUAUCUACAUCGAUGGGGAGAGCAAAUAUGAUUUCCCUACCAAGAAACUCAUGACUGACUUGAAUGUCAUCGUGCAUGACCUUCACUGUGCAGUUGAUGAUGAUCACAGAGAGAUGAACUUCACAAAAGGGCAGUUUUUUCUACGUGAUCGUGGUGACAUAGUCUUGAACGAUGCAGCUGGUUAUCUCAGUGGUCUCCGCAUCAAUAACUACUGUGUCAUCCAUUACUUGGACUAUGGAGAGAAUCUUACCUGGAUGUUGAAGGCGUGUAUUCCUCCUCCCUCUGUACCCCGCUGUUGUCCUCCUGGUGAAGCACUUAAGGAUACUCUGUGUCAUCCAGCCCAUUCCCCAGACUUACUGAUGCCACCCAUUGCUGCUGGUACCGAAAAGAAAUCAGUUGAAUGGCCAGUUAUCAGAAACCACUACAGCCCAGUCACAUGUACCCAGGAUCCAAUGAAAACAUUAUCACUAAAUUCUAAAGAUUCUGUCUUAGUAGCGAUUCCCACAGGUAUGGUUCACAUUUGGGAUCAACCAGAAACUGUGCUGAAAAAAAUUUAUUCAUUUCCUCCUGAUUUUUGUGUGGACGGACAGCAAAACCCUAAUGGAUCUGUGACCUACUCAGCCAAUUUAUGUUACUCUAAUCCACGAGAACUUCACCACAAAAAAUGUGAUGGUAAAAUUUGUGUGCGCAAGUGUUGUAAACUUGGAGAAAUAAUGAACUCUUCCAUCCAUAGAUGUGUUCCCAAUGGUAACAUUACUUUUAUCCCACCAUUCACGUCCAGGCCACCAAGUUAUGAAACAGUAACAGGGCUAGCAUUGUGUUCUCCCCAAACAAGAAUUAAAAACUUCACCUUAGAUGGAUCUGGGUAUAUAACAUACAGGAAACAAAGUCUUUCUCCUACUGAAUAUUGCAUGGACACCUUCUUUGAUGGCUUUAACAAAUAUGAGACCAGUGCGUUAGGUUGUGUGAAUUUCCUCACAACAUUGGACAACGUUCGUGAAAUAUUGUAUCCAAUAUGUCAGUUUAUCUCUCUCUUCUUCAUGUCCUUAACGGUGGUGUGUUACUGCAAGGUGCCAGAACUUCUAAAAAAUGGUGGCUGGUAUCAGCUGUGGCAUGUCCUUUCACUCAUAUUGGCCUUCUCCAGCAACAUCUGCCAGUCAUUCCUUAAUUACAACAUGAGUAAGAUGUCAUGCAUUGCAAUUGCACUUGCCAUGCAGUAUGGCUAUUUGGCCACUUUCUUCUGGCUCAGUGUUCUUUGUUUUGAAGUCUGGAGAAAAAUUAGGAGCCUUGCCAGAUACCUCCCUCCCAGCAGUGUACCAGUUUGGGUCUACCCGCUCUAUGCAUUUGGAGGACCAUUUGCAAUUGGAAUCAUCACAGUGUGUAUGCAGUUCUUAGCACCAGAUAAUGUCCCUGGCAUUAUUAAGCCUUACAUAGGUGAAAGCAAAUGUUGGUUCAUAGAUGAAAUGUCACGGUUCUUGUAUUUCUAUGGACCCAUAGCAUUACUGUUUAUUUUUAACAUCAUAUUCAUUGCACUUACAUACUGGAACUACAAAGUAAUUGAAGAAAAUUCAGCAGUUUUGAGAAAUUUGAGUAAAGAUGAAUCGGGUAAUGAAAGUGCCACUGCAAUGAGGACGUCCAUGGAGCAGACGUACCGCAGACGGGACUAUAUUGCUGACUUUAAGCAGCAGUUCUCCUUGCUGGUGAUCAUGUGCACUUGCUGGGUUACAGAAAUUAUCUCCUGGAAAGUCCCACCACCUGAGCUGUGGGCGGUAACUGAUGUAUUGAAUACACUUCAAGGUUUCUUCAUCAUGGUAAUCUUUUUGGCAAAUAAAAGUAAACGCAGACAGCUCAAGAAGAAGUAUCCAGGAAUUUUUGUGGCAGCAAAACAAUUAUUUUUGGUAUUGCAAAAGGUCGCAUCAUUUAUCAUGUGUAAGAAUAUUAAUGGUAGAUCAUUUUCCUCUGACAAUUGUAUAACUUCCCAAGUCAGUAGAAAGCUAUCAACUUCAUCCAUUGUUUCAAAUUUUUCAACAUUGACUUCAUCAUUGAAACACAGUUCAGCCUCAUCAUUCCAUGUAACAUCAAUUGUUAGGAAUGGAACCAAAAGAUCUUCAUCGGUUAAUGAAACUGAGAAUGGCAUUAUUACAAUUUCUCACUCGCCUCUAAGUUCCUCACCCAGUGGUGAGAGUGAAUCAUCUUGUCCAUGUGUUUGGGAUAAUAGAUAUGCAGCUGAGCCAAAUUGCAUGAGCUCAAGUGAGUGCUAAAUGUUAUAUUUUCCAUAUUUAAGUGUCUACCACCAUUAUUUCAGUUAGAUUUCUUUAUUUUUUUCAUUAAAACUUUUUAAAGUCCUCACUAAAAAUUGUUAUUGCUGUAUUACCAAUGUUGUACCUGUACUCUUUAGGGAUGGUUUGAAGUUGUUUUUUGUUGUUUAAUGUAGUGGUAAUAGUUCAGUUCACCCAGACUGUUAAACUCUUCACUAAUGUAAGGAAAAAGUAAUUUUUUUUUCUAAAAAACUGUUUUUGUGAUAUAGUCCAGAAUGCGACGUCUAGCUUUAUACCUAGGUAUGUUAAUGCCCAGCAAUAACUUGCCAGGCCAACAUACAGGCAAUUAAAACCUCUAAUAAUACUUGAUACAUAUUACAGUAUUAGGAAGACGUAGCUACCUGGCAUUUAAUUGCAAUUCUCAAAACCCCCUCCCGCACCCUCUAUCACACGCAUUGCUACCGUCAUCUCUUGCCCCAGAGCGAGCAGUAAACAAAUGUCAACUCAAGGGGUGGAGAUGGGCGAGAUGUUGACGUCGCAUUCUGGACUAUAUCGCAAAAACUGGUUUUUAGAAAAAUAGGCUUUUUGUUCAAUCCAGAAUGCGACGUCUAGCUUUGAUUGCUCACCAGCAAAUUCUCAGUCUUGAGCAGCACCUUGUUCUGGCAGUACUUCACCAUUGAAGCACCUGCAGACUUUGUGAUGCUCGUGUGUUCUUUUAUCUUGGCGGCAUCCUUCUUGAUCGUCCGGAUCAUAGAUUCGUUCACGCCAUGCUGGCGUGCUAAAUCAACUUGCCUCGUUCCUUUUUCUAACUCCUGUACGAUCUUGUACUUAACUUCGUAACUUAGGGCACGUCAUAUCUUCUUUGGCUUGGAGCGGCUGGUUCUAAGUAAUGCAAGGUUUUUCUGUGGUGGUGGGGGUCCAGCGGAUGCCAUUCUUACGAGAUUAGCGGUAACAAUACAGGAGCACAGUACAGUAUACACGGGGUGACUGGGAAGAGGGUGACUGACUUGGGUAGUGGCUUCUCUGUGGUGGCAGGGCACGUCAUAUUACAUUGAACCAAUCACAGUUAGCCGGGGAGGGAGGUAAGGAUGCGUGGCCCAAUCACAGUCCGAUACUUCAUAUGAAGUCACCGAUAACGCAACAGUGACAUACUGAGCAACCUUACUAGCGCCGCUUGUACUCAAACAUGACGGGAUGGCGGGCCGCUUGAAUCCAAAAUGGCGCGGCCUGUUUGGACCCUCCAGCGACUCGCUGCGUAAAUGACCAAAUUUACAGUGUAAUUAAAGCAUUUCAAUUCUGGCAAGGCACCGCGUAAAUGACCAAACGCGUUAACCAAAACCGCGUAAAUCCAGAUUAUACUGUACAGUAAUAAUGUAAUGCUACUAUGGUUUAGAUGUUAUGGAUAUCAAGAUGGACACUUUCUUUAUCAAUAACAGAAUAUAGAACUACUUCAUAUCCAUCAGCUUGAUGUAGAAGGUGUCGUACCCUUAUCCAAUUUUGAGAAAUUUUUUGCUUUGAUACACUUUUAUAAUUUUUUGUCCUUAAUUUUGAUAAUCUUGGUGAUAUGACCAUCUAAUAUCAGUUGGUGAUAAACAGUACCUGUAAUCAAUCGGUACUGGAGGUGAGAGCAAUUGAGGCAUGAUCCUUGUGGUUGAGGAACUUUGAAAUGAAGUAAAUCCUCACUGGUUCCUAGUUUACCUAUCUUUCCUUCAUUUACCUAAUGACCACCCCACCUGUAAGUGGCCAUGUUGGCUCACCUGAUUGUUCUUGAUAGUCUUAUCCAAGGCUAUUUUGAAGCCCAUAACUGUUCUCAAUUCCACAGCUUCAGCUGGUAGACUGUUCCACAGGUCUACCACCCUUUGUGCAUGAAGAAAUAAUGUACUUUAUAUUCAUUCUGCAUGACACCUUGAUGCGUUUGAAGUUGUGUCCUCUUGUGUUGGUGGUGCAUGACAAUUGAAAAAAUGCUGUGGGUAUACAUUUUCCCAUUCCUUUCAAGAUUUUGAAAGUCUCUAUGAGAUUUGCCUUAACGUGUCUUUUCUGUAGAGUUGUCAGUCCUAAAACCCUCAGUCUACUUGGAUAAUCUAGAUCUAGUUCAGGAAUAAUUUUAGUUGCACUGUGUUGCACUUUUACAAGUGUUGUGUGUUUCUGUAGGUAGGAUUUAUAUGCCUGUAAUGUACAAAGAAAUAGACUGGGACAUUUAAAGGA